Molecule: messenger RNA, 1121 nt
Organism: Oreochromis aureus
Lineage: Eukaryota; Metazoa; Chordata; Actinopteri; Cichliformes; Cichlidae
Product: CD209 antigen-like protein A
Exons: 4
Coding region: 1-429 (142 amino acids)
Source: RefSeq, a predicted model, not a curated record
AUGAACAAUGAUUCAUGUUAUAAAUGUGAAGAUGGCUGGGAGCAACAUGGAGGAAAGUGCUAUUACUUCUCCAUCAGCCAAUCAUCCUGGGAUGUGAGCAGAACUGAAUGUAGGACUAAAGGAGGAGACCUGGUUAAGAUAGACAGCAGUGACGAGCAGAGAUUCUUCCAGACAAAAAUUGAAUAUGGGAGCUAUUUCUGGAUCGGACUGACAGACUCAGCAGAAGAGGGCAGAUGGCUGUGGGUGGACGGCUCACCACUGAAUGAAAGGUUGACAUUUUGGUCCUUUACCGAGCCAAAUGAUUUGUCCAACAAAGAUCCUGAUGGAGAGGACUGCGUGACGAUGGGGAAAAUGUUCUGGUUUGAUCAGUCCUGCAAAGGAACUUUUAGAAGUAUUUGUGAGAAAACAGCUGUGGCUGUGUGUGUCUAAAAUUCAGUUCAGCAUAAAAAAAAACAAACAAACAGUGGAAGUAAAGGACACAUUGAGACAAUUUUUCUAAAGCUAAUGCUGCAAACAUUUAAAGCUUCCAUUCAGAAAUGUUUAUAAUGAAAUAAAUGUGAAUGAUUAUUUUGUGCUUGAUUUUCUUAUUCAUGUAUUAUGUGCUAAAAGUGUAAUGCGACCAGUGAAAUUGUUUUUUACAGAAAUAAUUUCCUGGAUAAUGUGUUAUUGAACUGUCUGCUGCACAGUAUUUUAAAGCUAAAUAUGUUUUGUGUAUCUAUCUAUAUUAAAGAAAAGUACUACAUCUAAAGACAAAUGAGCCUGGAGUCAAAACAAACACUGAUGAGGCAGAUGGGUGCUGCAGGUCGAUAUCUGAAAAUUUUGCCUGUAAGAAAAUUAAAUUAAACUACAUAAAGAGACUUUAAUGUUACUCAGAAUAAGUUUUAUGUGAAUCCAGUUACAAUAAAACAAAUGUUAAAGCAUGCAGCAGAAAAAAAAUCUCCUAUUCGUCCUUCAGCAUUUUCCCAAAACUUUGAAACAUGAAGUUCUCACAAUUAUUUAUUUUUGAAAAGACUGAAGAUAGACAACAGCUCACCAUGCCAAGACUUCUUUUUAGAAUUUGUGGUCAAGUUUACAUACACUCAUCACUGGCAUGAAUAUCAUGUUGAUUUGGGGGCUUUUAA